This is a messenger RNA of Astyanax mexicanus (Mexican tetra), 3014 nucleotides long. It is a transcript of the gene cyp27c1, whose product is annotated as cytochrome P450 27C1. Lineage: Eukaryota; Metazoa; Chordata; Actinopteri; Characiformes; Acestrorhamphidae. The record is from RefSeq and is a predicted model, not a curated record. Gene Ontology annotation, cellular component: mitochondrial inner membrane. The transcript has 9 exons. The coding region runs from base 134 to 1747 and encodes 537 amino acids. Gene Ontology annotation, biological process: cellular response to peptide hormone stimulus; C21-steroid hormone biosynthetic process; glucocorticoid biosynthetic process. Gene Ontology annotation, molecular function: iron ion binding; heme binding; oxidoreductase activity, acting on paired donors, with incorporation or reduction of molecular oxygen.
UGCUCCGCUCAGUCCAAACACCAACUCAGCUUCUCCUACCAGCCUGUAGAGCUCAGCUCGGUCUCCAGAGCUCCUCCUCCUCUCUGUUCUCAGUUCUCUCUCUCUGUCUCUCUGUGAGUGUGUGAGGUCCAGCAUGGCUCUGCUCGGCUCGGUUCUGAACGCGGCUCCGCUGCUCCGCGCUGGAAGCUCCUCUCGGCUGCUGCUGCCGGUCUCUGCGCUGCACGGUUCCUCCACCAGCCGCUCUCUGGACUCCGCCGCCGCGGCCCCCGCCUCCGCCUCUGAGCACCCCGGGCUCUCCGGCGAGGUGGCCGAGGGGCGUCAGGUCAAGAGCCUGCGGGAGAUGCCCGGACCCGGGGCCAUCAGCAACCUCAUCGAGUUCUUCUACAGAGACGGGUUCAGCCGCAUCCACGAGAUCCAGCUGGAGCACAGUCAGAAGUAUGGGAAGAUCUUUAAGUCGCGCUUUGGGCCGCAGCUGGUCGUGUCUAUUGCAGAUCGGGACCUGGUGGCGCAGGUGCUGAGGGCUGAGGGCCCAACACCUCAGAGAGGAAACAUGGAGUCCUGGAAGGAGUACAGAGAUCUGAGGGGACGCUCCACUGGCCUCAUCUCAGCUGAGUCUGAUGAGUGGCUGGAUAUGCGCAGUGUGCUGCGUCAGCUGAUCAUGCGUCCACGCGACGUUGCCGCUUUCUCUGAUGAUGUUAAUGGAGUUGUUUUCGACCUUGUGGACAAAGUGCGUAGACUGCGCUGCCAGCAGCCAGAUGGGCUCACUGUUUUCAACAUUAAUGACCUGUUCUUCAAAUAUGCCAUGGAAGGUGUCGCAUCCAUCUUGUAUGAGACCCGUCUGGGCUGCUUGGAAGACGAGAUUCCCAAGAUGAGUCAGGAAUACAUCGGAGCACUUCAUCUCAUGUUCAGCUCCUUCAAGACCACCAUGUACGCUGGUGCCAUCCCCAAGUGGAUGCGCCCUGUUCUGCCCAAACCCUGGGAAGAGUUCUGCAGCUCCUGGGACGGUCUCUUCAGAUUCAGCCAGAUCCAUGUGGACAAAAGGUUGUCCGAUAUCAAAAAGAAGGUUGAGCAGGGUGAGGAGGUGAAAGGUGGGCUGCUCACACACUUGUUGGUUACCAAAGAGAUGAACUUGGAAGAGAUCUAUGCCAACAUGACUGAAAUGCUGCUGGCUGGUGUGGACACGACCUCCUUCACGUUAUCAUGGGCAACAUACCUGCUGGCCAAACAUCCCACAGUGCAACAGGAGAUCUAUGAGGAAAUCACCCAGGUGCUGGGUGGGCGGGUCCCACAUGCUGAUGAUAUUUCUCAGCUGCCACUCAUAAGAGGACUGGUCAAAGAAACCCUUAGGCUUUUCCCUGUUCUUCCUGGCAAUGGCCGUGUCACACAGGAUGACCUCAUCGUGGGUGGUUACUUUAUCCCUAAAGGGACACAAUUGGCUCUUUGUCAUUACUCCACCUCUAUGGAUGAGGAAAACUUCCCCAGUGCAGAAGAAUUCCGUCCAGACCGCUGGCUCCGGAAAGACGCUUUGGAUCGGGUGGACAACUUCGGCUCCAUCCCGUUCGGCUACGGCAUCCGGAGCUGCGUUGGCAGAAGAAUAGCAGAACUUGAGAUGCACUUGAGUCUUACCCAGCUCCUUCAGAAGUUUCGCAUCGAGGUGUCUCCACUCACCGGUGAUGUCCGAGCCAAAACCCAUGGCCUGCUGUGUCCUGGAUCAUCAAUCAACCUCAAGUUUGUUGACCGUGUGUAGACCCCUGCCUUGAAUGUGUACAUAUGUAUUUUAAUGUAGUGUUUGUAUUAAAGCAUUGAGAAUGUUAGAUUGCACUUUUCAUGUCCAGUUAAAAAUAAUCUUCCCAAACCAAUUUUCUUAUCGCUGAUCAAGCCACUAAUGUGGGUAUGAUCUAGUUUGGACUGUGCCUCUGUGCCUUUUUCUUGUUGCCUUUUUUUGGGGGGCUCACUUUUGAGUCUGAGUGGUGAGUUAAAUGGCUUAAAUCUGCCUGAUGGACAAAGCCUUAUGAUACUUACAAUUGUUGAAUUAAUUAUGUUUAAAAUGUUACAUUUUAUAUUGUUUUUCCCCAAGCGUAAUAUUUCAAGAAAAUACUAUUUUUGAUGACUAAUGCAAAUUCACCUAUAUAUGUAAAAAUGGCAUAUACUGUCCUUUUGAUUUUACAAGCAGUGUUAGUAAAGCAUUGGAAAGAGGGGUUUGGAGUGGGGUCUACAAGGGACCAAUAUUGAAAAAAAAUGCUCUUGAGAAUCUAAAAUAUCUAAUGUGAUUUUCAACUUUUUCAUUUAUCAUUUUCAUGUGAUUUAAAAGAUGUUUUGUACUACUGUGCAUAGUUGUGAUGUAACACUACCACUUUUAUAAAUAAAUAAGUCUGUAUUACAUACUAAGAUAUAUUGCUUUUUUACUUUAGAAAAGUCUGCAGAUUAACUGAACUUUACUAAUUGUUUUUUACUUCUCAUGAAGUACUGAAUGUGUAAUUAGUGCCUAAUUGUAUUGUUGAAAUAUAUUUUUACAUUACAUUACAUUACAUUACAUUACAUUUGGCAGACGCUUUUGUCCAAAGCGACUUACAAUAGUCAAGUACAAUGUAAAAAGAGUUUAAAGGUAAAACAUCUUUGGAUAGGGAUAAAAGGAGGUCAAAGGGGAAUAAUAGGAUAGAGGAGUGAAGGAGGGGAAGAAGGAAAUGAGGUUAGAAGUAGUUAGUGUGUUAGAGGUGUUAAGAGAGUAAGUGCUAUUUGAAGAGCUCUGUCUUCAGGAGUCUCUUAAAGAUAGUGAGAGAUUCUCCUGAUCUGGUAGUGGAAGGUAGUUUGUUCCACCAUUGGGGAACUCUGUAUGAGAACAGUCUGGAUUGCUUUGAUUUGAUCAUGUUCAAAGUGUUUUUAUAUCAAAUUCAUUGACUGAAGUGACACAAAUCCAUGCUAAUAGUGUUACAUUGUUCUUUAUUCAUUCAUGCAGUACAGUUUAGUUUUGUUAUACAAACAAAAUAUAAUAAAGGUGACUGUUUCUAACAUGG